Molecule: messenger RNA, 811 nt
Organism: Carassius carassius (crucian carp)
Lineage: Eukaryota; Metazoa; Chordata; Actinopteri; Cypriniformes; Cyprinidae
Product: calcitonin gene-related peptide 2-like
Exons: 4
Coding region: 136-516 (126 amino acids)
Cellular component (GO): extracellular region
Molecular function (GO): hormone activity
Source: RefSeq, a predicted model, not a curated record
GGAGCCUAUAACAGAGAGGAUGGAGUGAGUGUAUGAGUGUUUGUGUGAAAAACAGAGACAACGCCGGCACCUUCAGGAGCUGCUGUCCACUGGUUUGAAACCGCUGGAAAACAAAUACAAGUAUUCCUGCCUGCCAUGUAUCUGCCCUCCCAGAUCCUGAUCUUCCUUGUGAUGCUGCAAUGUGUUGCCACAGUCCCUUACAACAGGUACUCCCUUUCCUCUAACGACAAGCCGGAUGACUCGCAAGAGGUCAAUGGAUGGCUGGUUACAGAUCUAUCUGACAAUCCAUUUGUGAGUUUUACGAGGCCACGGCCUCCAAGGGGCCUCCCAGCAGUGAACAGUCAUUACAUGGAAAAGCGGAAGUGUAACACAGCCACCUGCGUGACUCAGAGAUUAGCAGACUUUCUCGUCCGCUCCAGCAACACCCGUGGCACCGUCUACGCGCCGACCAACGUGGGAGCCAACACUUAUGGGAAGAGAGACUUGCUGCAGUUGCCCAUUUAUCUGCCCCUAUAGUUCAAAUGCAGACACAUUGGAAAAUACAGGCAAAUAAAUGUAAGAUGUAUACUAAUUCUGUUUGUUUAUUUUAUUAUUAUUUAUUAUCAUGAUUAUCCCCCCAAAGUAUAAAAGAGCCAGUGCCUUUUGGUGUGAACAACUGUUUGCAGCAUUUUCAGUUUCGGGGUAAAACCUUGCAUGUCAAUAAGGACGUAUGGUGUUUUGCUACAUGUUAGCAUGAUGGCAUAUGAAUAAAAUAUGUUAUAAAAAUGACACGGAUAGCAAAGAAGAAUGGAGAUUUUGUUUAGAUUUCUUU